Acyrthosiphon pisum (pea aphid) is the source of this 1239-nucleotide messenger RNA. Its product is annotated as single-pass membrane and coiled-coil domain-containing protein 4. The transcript has 2 exons. Bases 288 to 491 code for a protein of 67 amino acids. The record is from RefSeq and is a predicted model, not a curated record. Lineage: Eukaryota; Metazoa; Arthropoda; Insecta; Hemiptera; Aphididae.
UGUUAUCAAUAACUUGUCGACGAGGUUGACGUAAACAAAUACAAGUUACGACUACCUCCUAAACAAGUCGACCCAAGACGUGUACUGUUGUUGUACACUUGUACUGGUGGUGUUUGGCCACUUUGUUUUCGUGGCAAAUUAGUUAAUUGGUAACAGUUAACGGCCGACUGUUCGCUGUAGUUGUGUAAAUUCUGUCAUCUCUCUUCGCCCGAACAGGAAAUAGGAAUAUCAUUUUCCCUGGACUGUUGACAUCUUAACUGCCUCUGAACAGUCAGAUCUAUUCAAAAAUGAGGAACUCACGUACCAACAAGCCAAAGGAGACCAACAAACAGAAGAAGGAAAGGAAGAAGGAAUUCUUGGAAAACAAAAAAAAUGUCGUCUCUGUCGUGUUGCCCACACUAACCGUCAUAUUUGCUCUCAUCACGUUAUUCAUCUACUUGAAGGUGCAUCCAAAUGCAUUGAACUUCAUGGCUUCUGAGAAAUCACUUUGAACAAUGGAUCAAAUUAUUACAAUAUCAUAUCUUAUCCAUUCCCUUCUGUUGUACACUUAAUUAUCCCCCAAUUUAAGUUUCAAUGAUUUUUUUUUAGUUUAUUGCAUUUGUUAAUAAUAAUAUGUUCUAUGCGCCCCAUAAUUGUGCGCUUACAUUUCAGAUUAAUGAUACAAACAUUAACUUUCAAACAUCAUGUUAAUAUUUAAUAUAUCCUGGUGAUAUAAAUUGACAAACCAUUUUAUCAUGUUAUUCAAUAAUAUUUGUAUUAAAAUGUACCGAACAUUGCGUAUAUUUUAUUUUAUUAGUAAUUAAAUUCAUUAUACUUAUUCUAUUUUUGAAAUUUAAUUAUAUUUAUUUUAAGACUGUUGUUUUAUAAUCUGUUUGUUUUUGAUUUCAAACUUUUAACCACACCUUAAACCAUUUGUCUAGAUGGUUUUUAAUAAAAUAUAAAUCAAAAGAACAUUAAAUUUAAAUUUCUGGUUUUUAUGAACUGAUGGUAGUUUUAUUUUAAUUUAAGCUUUAAUUAUUAUUCACAUUGGACAAUACAAAACAUUCUAUUAAACUUUAAUUUAUAAUUAUAAUUAUUAAUAAUGUAAUAGGUAGGUAUAUUAUAUAAGUAUAUAAUUAAUAUUCAUACACAAAAUGGGAUUAGUUUAAUACAAUUAAAUCAAUAAAUUAUAUUUGAUUACAAUUCAUUAUACUUAAUACUUAAAAUAAUGGUGAAAAUAAAAGUAAGUUAAAAAAUAUA